This is a messenger RNA of Drosophila miranda, 6281 nucleotides long. RefSeq lists its product as uncharacterized. The record is from RefSeq and is a predicted model, not a curated record. NCBI's taxonomy places the organism in Eukaryota, Metazoa, Arthropoda, Insecta, Diptera, Drosophilidae. The transcript is spliced from 6 exons. Bases 271 to 3495 code for a protein of 1074 amino acids.
AAGGACACUGGAUUUUGCUGCCUCAAUCUUUCUCGGGCGCCGCCGCGGACAAGUCGCGUAUUAUUCGUACUACCACAUUACAUUGAAUUAUUUUUGGCGUUCAUUGAAAAUCGAAGAGUAGAAAGAAAGAACCACAGCAAUAAAAUGCGGUGCAGUGGCUGAAUAUGAAUGAAAUCUCGCACAGGAUUUCCAUCAAAAAGAGCUCUGCACAACGACAAAAGUGAUAUAGAAACCUUCAAGCGGGUGUGAAAUAUCCCAGCCACCAAAAAAAUGUCGACAAUUGUGGAACAGGCUGCCACAGCGGCAACAGCAGCAGCAGCAGCAGAAGCAUCCACAGCAUCAUCGGUGGUGGCAUCCACGCCUCCCAUCACCGCCACCGCCACCGCCACGGCAGUGGCAUUAUCCGGCUCACCCACAACAGCCGCGCAGGAAAUUGAACAACUGCAACAGGCAUUAAUCGAGAAACAGUCACAGCUUUACGCCCUGGAAUCCGCGUGCCUGCGCGAGACGGAACGCCAGGUGGAGCUCGAGGACAGCGUGAUAGCGUGGCAGGACAAGUACGAUCGCCUCUACGAGUCGCACAAGCGCGUCCAGAAGGUCAAUCAGAGUCUCGAGGACAAGAUGCUGAAGCUGGUCGACAGGAACGCCAGCGAACGGGCCCAGCUGACGAGCGAUGUGGCCACACUGAGCGUGCGGCUGGCCCAGGCCAACUUCAACAUUGCCAAGCUGCAGAGGGAAAUCGAACGCUACAAGGCUGACAUUAGUCUGGCGAUACAACUGCUGCAAUGCAAACCGGAUAGUUUUGUGGCCCAAAAGGUGUCAUCGCUACCCAUCGAUAUCCAAGCCAAGGUAUCGGCCUACAUGCGACUGGAGACCAACUCGCAUUCCGACUCCGAGUGCAGUAAUAGUGGUGUGGGCGUGGCCACCACAGCUUCCUACAAAGUGCUUCCGGCCUCCGAUUCGCCGCCCCCAGCGGCCUGUCCCUUCCCGCCCACAGCGAUGGUCUAUUCGAUGCGGGGACUCGGUAGGUAUGAAACCAAUGGCAACAAUACGGGCAACAAUCCUCAACAGCAAUCAACCACAAAUAGCAACAACAACAACGCCACCAAGGACACUCUGAACAAAAAUAAUAUUAACAACAAUAAUUCCAACAAUAAUCCACACAAAUUCAACAACAACAACAUCAACAACAACUCCAAUGGAAAUGGAAAUGGGAAUGGAAACGGAAAUCACACGACAAGUCAUUCGAUCAAUCCCAAUCCCGAUAUGAUAUCCCCCACGAUUAUGGCCAAAUUCCUGGAGGACGAACUGAAGGCCAAUGAGGUGAAGCACUGCGACACGUGUGCCUGCAGCAAGCAGGAUCUCCAAGUGCUGGCCGACGUCUCACGUUCCUAUACGGUGGCCACCCAGACGCCCCAUCAGCUGCCCCAUCAUCUCCAGGGAUCGUCGACCCUCAACGAGCCGCUCACCCAGCUGUGCCUCAGGUGCCACAGUAAUCUGAACUCGCCCUCGCGUACGAACAGUCCCUACAUGAUGAAGCUCGUCAAGUCCAGUGAUUCGGUGAUCUCCGAGACAAAGAGCUCGGUGUCGGAUCUGAACGACAUGGACAAACUCUUUACGCCAGCAAAAAAGGAUGAUCUGAUGGUGAAUCCCAUUCUGGGGCACCAUCGGCUGUGCGAGAGGACUGCUGGCGUUACGGCCUCCACGAUGAUGUAUCCGACCACACAUCUGGGGGCCUAUGCGGCUGAGAAGUAUCUCCUGGAGACGAGUAAUCUCGGCCAGCUAAGGAAUGGCUAUCAGAGGAGGUUCCUGGAUGGCGGUGGCACCGCUCUGCAGUUGCUGACCAAAUUCGAAGGAGGUUCAAGUGCCGCUGCAGGACCCCAAGAAGAGCUGGAGGAUGAAUCGAGCAAGCCCCUGCUAGCGGGCAUUUCGCAGGGUAAUCUCCUGGAGGCCGACCAACUGCCACUGCCACAGGUGCCAGUGCAGGCCACAAAGCUGGAGGAUGUGUGCGAGCCGUUACCCUUGAAGACAGCUCCUGUGGCAGCUUCAGGCGUGACUUCUGCUGCAGCUGCAGCGGCAGCUGCUGCCCAUUUGAAGUCCACCAAUUCGGGCAGCGUUCAGAGCCUGUGGAGCAACAAGACCAGCAGCUGUGAAGGAGCCAGAAUGUUUGAGACUUUCAAUCGGAACCUCAUUAAAACCAUUAAGGCGGAGAAUCCCAAGUAUCGAGGACCUCGACUGUGUGCGAUGCGGAUCCAACAGAACGGACAGAGCAACAUCCUUUUGGACAACUUGGAGUCCAUUGAGGCCUACAAGCCCGUGAUCUACAAGCGUCGCGAACGCCUCUUAGAUGAGGAACUCAACGAUGGCAAGGACAUCAUCACGUCGAAGGACAGCAAUGCCGCAUCUGCGGUGGAGGCAUGGCAGGGACCAGCGGCGCCACACGAGAAUGUGGUGCUGCAACCCGUACUAGAACCCCUCGUAGAGCCCCAGCAAGAGACUGAACAGGAGGAGAGCAGCAACAGCAAGCGAGCAGCAGGAGAAACAGGAGGAGGAGCCAUAGCAGCCGUCAGCAGUGGACCGGCAGUGCACUCGCCCAAGCAUUCGGCAAACUCCAGCUCGAUGAGCGAUGCCAUCGACUACCAGGAGAGCGUCCUGCUGCGCCGCCAGCAGCUGAGUCGCGUGGCCGAAUGGGUGCAGCACAACACACAGCAGUUGGAGCAGAGGAAUCUCCAGCAGCCGCCGCUACCAAGCGACUCCACAGCGGGCACAGAGCGACAGUCCUCGUACUCCACGCUAGAUCGGAUGGACUCCAUUUCGAUAGAGAAGCUGUCAAUGGACUCGGGCUACAAGACAACGCCCCAGCAGCUGACCAACGGCCCCACGGAGGACUCACUGUCCCCCAAGACGGACAUCACAAGCAAUUCCCUGCCGGAGGCAGCCGCCGGUGCACCGAUGGCCAAGAAGACAGAGCUCUGCACCACAUACUACAGGCGGACCACCAGAUCGGGACUGCCAGUGGCAUACACCACCACUGCAGCAGCAGCCGCGGCUGCCGCCACUGCCGGCACCACUCCAGGUGGGGACUCGCUGUCGUCUGGCUCCGGCUCGGCGCCUCUGAUGUGCCCGGAACAGCCCACGUGUGAUAUUCUCAACUAUAAAUACUAUCCCAAUGACACGGACAAGACGCGAUCCGUGCAGGCGGAGCUGCACACGACCACACAGCACGUGGACAUCGCCCAGAUGGAGUACAAUGUCAAGCAGUUCCUGCUCAAGCAGAACGAGUGGUCCAUGAGGGGCGGACAGGAUGGUGCCGCCCAAGGAGCUAAUGCCACAGGAGGCGGAGCAGCAGCCAUGCCGGGAGGAGUCCGUCUGGUGCGGCACACACGUCUGAUGGGACCAGGAGUGGGGGAACGGGUGCGUAUGGCCACGCCUGGUGGAGUUGUGGCCGCCCAACCAGGCGCCAUGGCGCCGCACAGAACUGAAACGAAUUUAUAAGAAAAGCGAAGGAAGGGAAGCCAGAAAGAGGAGCACAAGGAGAAGAAGGAGGAGCAGCAGGAGUUGCAGAAGGAAUGGCAUGCCGCAUGGCUGCAAGCGACGAAUUCAAAGAGUAAACCAAACUGUAUUCUAGUCUAGUUUUUGUGUUCUUUGUUUUUUGUUUGCUACUUUUACGUUCAUACGAGUAUUCUUCGAUCCAUAUCCAUAUCCAUAUGGAUCAAGGUAUACAUAUAUAAUAGAAGGCUAAGCAAUGUGCUAGAUGUGACUUAAGUUGGGAUUAGGGCAUCGAUCCGAUAGGAGCAAUGGAUGAUACUAUAUGUACGAUAUAUCUAAUACACACAAACACAAACUACAACUAGGAAUACUGCUUUGUUGCCAUAAGAUUACUCUGUAAAAGAACUUAGAACUGUUUGUGGACAAGGGAGAGAGAGACAGAGAGAGAUAUGUAGUUGUGGCACUUGUGGGGAUCUACCUAUAAGAAUGUUUUCCACAUUUAUUAUGUUUCGUAUGAUAUCAUUCCGUUAUUCCUGGAUAUUUCAUAGCUUUUCUUAUGAAAUUUCAUACUAGACAUUUUUGCAAUAAUAUCAGUCGUUUUUCCUUUAAAAGUUGGGUUUUUAAAUGACCAAAUCUGUUCUAAACAUUCUAAACUGGUUUUAUAAGAAAGUUCUCUUAUAUUCCUUAGUUAUCCUUUUCAAAGUUCCUAUAUUAUAUGUUCAUUAUAGGAUAAGUUCUAAGUGGUUGAGUUUUUAAUGAAUUUAUAGAUUGUCUUGUAAUAUCUUUCCACUAUAAUUUCUACUCAAACUUUUCCAAGUCUUCCGCUUUUAUACUCCCAAAACCACUCUCUUUUCACCAUCUUCCCAAAGUCCGAAAGUCUUCCCUUGAACCUGGAAUUUCUAUGCUUUCUAUUUCCCAACCAAUGCCACAACUCACUCGGACACACCACAACAACAGCAGCAGCAGCUACACCGAAAGCAAAUCUAAGACAUAUGAUAUGGUUAUUCUUUAUAAAAUAAAAAACCAAAAAAAGAAAGAAAGAAAAUCUCAUAACGUAACAUUUUAUGUGUCUGAAUGUUAACCCACAAUUUGAAAACCCAUAAAAGCUUAGGUUAUCAAAGAUAUAUAUUAUAUAUGCUAUAUAUACGAUACGAUUGAUAUUUGAUAAGCGCGUGUUUUUUUUCCAUAAUUCUAGAAUUCCGAUUGUGCAAUAUAUAUUUUUUUUAUUAGCGUAAAAUGAUAUUUUAUUUUUAUAAAAUGCGACCAAAACCAAAAAAAAAAAAGAAAACAAAACAAAUAAAACCAGGGGAAACCUGUUUUAAUUUUGAGAUUUUAUUUGAGAUUUCUAUUGAGCAUUUUCUUCAGGCCUAAAGCUUCAGCGCUAUAGCUAUGAAAACCCGUCGUCUAUUGAAAGAUAUAUACAAAAACAAAAAACAAAAAAAAAAACAAACAAACAAAACAAAAAACAAAAGUACUGUACCUUCUUAGCGAAAAAAACACCACACAACUGUACUCAAUUCCUGCCCAUUAGAUGACCUUCAUAUAGAACCUAUAAUCCUCUGCUAACUGCUAAAUCAAAGAUAUAUAUACACAGACGUACACACACACACACACACACAAGCAUUAUAAACGUAUCUGAACAGACAUAUGAUUGUAAUAUCCCAUAUAUAUUUACAUGCAUCUAUAUAUACAUUAUACAUACCAUAUAUAUCAUAUAUAUAUAUACCAUAUAUAUAUAUAUAGAAUCCAAAUCAUAAUCGUGUAUCCAACCCACAAGAAAACCAACCCCAAGAAAACAUUCAACGGCUUCACAUUUUUCCACUCAUCGAAAAUCAAACAAAAACAAAAACCAAACAAACAAAAAAAAAACCCAAAAGAAUGCCUCGAUAUUUACUCGAUAUUUAUAUCUACCUACUAUAUAUGUAUCUGUAUAUCUAUAACUCCGAUUUUUUUACCAUGUGUCUACACUGAGCGAAAUGCUUAAAUGGAAAUGCUUUAAGACGAAUGUUAUGUUUGGCCCAAUUCUAGCGUAAUUUCCUACUCUAUCCUUUGCCUGUUAAGCACUCGAUCAUCCUAUGAUAUUAUCGCUGAAAUCAAAACAACUUUGGCUUAAGUUUAUGAACCAAUCUAAUGAAAGACUUGUCGUUUAUUAAGGAACUCGAAUCAUUUUCACCCUUUACCAUUGUAUAUCUCUCAUGCUUCAGUCUUUGAUGCUGCAAUCAAUGAGCCUUCUAUUUGUUAUCGUGCGAUAUGUAGGCCUUCUAUCUCUCAUCCUUCAAUCUUUGCUCUUGCCACCUACCUAGCCCACUAGCACCUUCAAUCUUUUAUCCCCUGACACCUGUGACUCCCUCAAUCUCAGCUCUCUCCUUUCACCUUCUUUCAUCCUCCAAUCUGUGGUCCAACAAUCUUUGCUCCCUUCACCUGGUAACCCCUUCAAUCUUCAAUCUCCAUCGACCCAUAGCUCCCUCAAUCGUUGCUCCUUUCACCUGUGGAACUCCUGUGCUCAACAAACAAAUUAUAUCAACAUUCAAUCAAAUCCCUGUCCCACGUCCCCAUAUACACUGCCCCGCCCCCCAAUCAGACCCCCCUAUACCCCCAUCAUCUACCCCCUACCACCAAAAAAAACUAACUUUAAGUAGAAUCAUUAUCCAGCUCAAAAGACAACACACAAAACCAGUGCGUAAGGCUGCUUAUAAGAAAAGCAUUCCCUUAGCUAAAGAAUUACUAAAAGAAAGAAAGAAAAAAGAAAAAAAAAAAAAUUGAAAUGGAAUUUCAGCAAAAAAAAAAAAAAA